CAAUGAACUGACCAGAAGAAGCAUAACCCCAUAUGCCCUGAAACAGCUGUUCUACUUAUUGACAGACCGAGAAAACCAGCAGGGACAAAGUUAAACAGACCAGUGACCCAUAGACCAACAACUCCGUAGUUUCAUUAAACCCCCAAAAAAGCUUUCUUAAUGCUCUUUCUCUGCUUUCACGUUUUGUUCUCUUUAUUUUUCUUUCACUUGUGAUGCUUUCUUGCUAAUCUACGAGAGUACCUGUCUAUGGCUGUGUCAGUUGCACCUGGUGAGAGCAUGGCAUCGUUAAGUAGUGAUCUGUUCUAUGACAUAUUGAGGCGUCUUGAUGGCCCGACAUUGGCCAGUGCAGCUUGUGCCUGUGUUGCGUUCUGUUCCAUUUCAAAAGAAGAGAAAUUAUGGGAAAAUGUUUGUUCUUCUAUGUGGCCUUCGACCAGCAGGGAAGAUGUUAAAAGUUUAAUAUCGUGUAUUGGUGGAUUCAGAAAGUUUUAUGCAGAUUGCUUUCCGCUUAUUGUUAACAAGGAAGUGACUGAGUAUCAAUGGAACGAUCACCUAGAGUAUCCUGAAGAAUGGACUGAGGCUGAAUACUAUGGUGAUGUUGAUGAAUUUGAGAAUGUUGCACCAUCAGAUUUUGUGUCGAUUGUUGAUAUCAGGUACAAGGAUAGAACAAUCUGUUCGAAAGUCCUGUGGGGCAUCCCUAAUGCCAAUGAGUUCAAUGGUUGGUUUUACAACUGUCCGUUUCGUAUUGAUCUUCUUACAUAUGCAGCCAGAGAUGAUGAUAAUGACUGUGAAGUUUUUCUUUCGGUUUCUGAUGGUCUGCCCCCAAUUUUAUCAAUGGAGAAGGAAAGAAAGGAUGGAAAGCUAUGGAUGGAGCUUCGUGAUGGGCUUCGGCUUAGUUGGAUUGUUGUUAACAAAAAAGUCAAGCAAGCUGCUAAUCUUGGUAGCUGGAGCCCUCUCGGUGGGCAAAGGCAUUGGCCUACAGACAAGGAUUUUGUAAUACGCUUUGGAUCCGUGCUUUCUGCAAAAGGCAUUCUUCCAUGCCAGGUAGUAGAAUGCAUUCUUAUCAUGAAGUUUAGAGUGAUCCAUGCCGAGGGAGAGGGUGUUCAGACAACUCUCAAAUUAACAGAGCUGAGCAUGCAGUUGGAAGACAUGGAAGGCGCUCAUGUCAAUGGAAGAAAUAGUUUGAAUGUUCUCAAAAAAGCAUUGAGCUGCCACAGGAGCAAAAACUAUAGUGAAGUUCUCGAGUCUUGUCAUUUGUACUCAAAAGCUCAGAGCGAGUUAAAAGAGGAGAAGAUGAGAAACGAAAGCAGGUUAGAUAGACUUCGUAUAAUAUGCGGCAUUGCUGCUUUCCUCACAUUCUGGUACUACAUUUUGUGAGACUGAAAUGCAUCUGUUAUUGUGACCACUGUUAGCCUGAUCUCCAACAAACUUUCGAGACCUGUACCUUAUUUGAUGUAAAGAUCAAUUUUGUUUCAGCUAAUAAAAAUUACUGAUCUCAUUACCAUGGUUAA
Molecule: messenger RNA, 1508 nt
Organism: Populus nigra (black poplar)
Lineage: Eukaryota; Viridiplantae; Streptophyta; Magnoliopsida; Malpighiales; Salicaceae
Product: F-box protein At2g27310-like
Exons: 2
Coding region: 247-1374 (375 amino acids)
Molecular function (GO): protein binding
Source: RefSeq, a predicted model, not a curated record